Porites evermanni is the source of this 1502-nucleotide messenger RNA. NCBI's taxonomy places the organism in Eukaryota, Metazoa, Cnidaria, Anthozoa, Scleractinia, Poritidae. The record is from the annotation of a GenBank genome assembly.
AUGGCUUCAAUAGUCAUGGCUAUCCUCAAAGCCACUGUAGGCAAGCUGCUGGACAAAGGACGAAAAAUGGUGGCGGACAGACUUAAGGAAGGCGAUGUUACAGAUGAGCAAUUUCGUACACUGAUCGUAAGUGAAAUCGAUGAAAUUAAGUCGAAGCUAGACGGAAUAGCAAGAGCAAACUUGUUAGCGAGUAUCAGCUUUUUCAAGGAAGGCAUUCUAUACCUCUACAAAGUAUUAGACAUGAAAGCCAGAGAAGAUAACGUAACAGAUUACGGGUUAGAGAGGAAAGACGGCAAAGAUAACACAGAAGUCAACGUGGCUGCCUCACCAACCUGCGUUCAACCUGCUUACCUAGCUAAGGAAAUGAAAUGCCUAUCGUUAACAAAAGACAAUGGGCCAUCUACACGAGCACUUUCCGUUGCCUGCGUGCAGACGUCUCUUAUUUCCUUUGUUGCACGCGUGCAACAGAGGAAAUAGGAGACGUCUGCACGCAGGCAACACUUUCCGAUGCAAAAAGCCGAUUUAAAGAUGCCAGAAGAAGGGCUACAGAAGCUUUCAGCAAUGAAGCACUCAGCACUUCUGAUCGCCUUCUAGCGAUGCAGUUUCGUGUCAUAUCAACAUUACUGGGAAAAAUAGACGUUCCCGCGGACGCACUUUUGGCUUGUAGACUGUGUCUUGAAGAGCUGCAUGCUGUACCAGCGAUCAAAGAAAGCUUUAAAGUUCAGCUUAAAAAGGGCUUCAAGUCCCGGUUUAACAAGUCUGAACGCAAAGAAAUAGUUAAGUCUGUUUGUCGUCUGAAUAGAGCCAUAUAUGACGUCUCGCAAAUGAUCAGCGACGAUACUAAUCUCUUGCUAUGGCCUUGUAUUGAUACGGGGGAAGAUAAAAUCGACCCGUUGCGUGACUGUAGAGUUGUUGAAGUACUGCGUGACGCUGAUGUCGAAGAGUUUUGCAUUACACCGUUGGAACUUGGUGCAUAUGGUGAAAGAAAACACAAAAUGAGACUACCAUGCAUUAUGACCACAAACACCCAAGGAGAAAUCCUUGUUUUAUACAGAGAAUUUUUUUGGAAGUCUCAAAUUGAAGUUUUUUCUAGUAGCGGAGAGCAUAUCCAAUUUUUACCAAUCUCUUUACCAGUUCCCAUGAGUGAAUUUGCUGAAACAGCAAUAGAUACUGAUCAGCGUGACAACAUUUACCUAAUAGGUCAUUCUGACUUAAAAGGUUUAUCUGUGUUCGUGUUUGACAAGAACAUGACCCUACAGCAAGAAUAUAACCCUAAAGGAAUGGAACUGGCUUACGGGCAGCCCUGGGUUGUAAGCGACAACACCAAACUAUUCGCGCUAAAUGUGGCAUCAGAUAUACAGGUGUUUGACAUUGAGAAACACUUUGUUAUAAAAAGGUUGGGAGCUGGAAUGUUGAACAACGCAAAAGACAUAACUUAUGUCAACGCUGGCAAGGUAAUGGUACUCUCUUGGAGAAUAUGGAGAGUGUCUUUCUCAGUUUAA